AUGGAAGAUAAUCAUUUAAGUAACGUUUUUAAAAAAGAUGAAAUUCCAGCAAAAUCUAUUGAGGGAUGGAUAAUCAUAAUAACAAACAUCCACGGUGAAGCGAGGGAUGAUUAUAUAAAGGAAGUUUUUGAAAAAUUUGGACAAAUAAAAAAUUUGCAUUUAAAUUUAGAUAGACGAACAGGAUUUUUAAAGGGAUAUGCAUUUCUUGAAUUUGAGAAUUUCGUUGAUGCUAAGAGGGCAAUUGAUGAAAUGGAUGGCUCAAUGUUGUUAAAUCAGGAAAUUCGUGUAGACUGGGCUUUUAUACAAGAGAAAAAUAAAAAUUAA
This is a messenger RNA of Plasmodium malariae, 324 nucleotides long. RefSeq names its product RNA-binding protein, putative. The transcript has 3 exons. The record is from RefSeq and is a predicted model, not a curated record. Gene Ontology annotation, molecular function: mRNA binding. Gene Ontology annotation, biological process: RNA splicing. Gene Ontology annotation, cellular component: exon-exon junction complex; nucleus; cytoplasm. Lineage: Eukaryota; Apicomplexa; Aconoidasida; Haemosporida; Plasmodiidae. The coding region runs from base 1 to 324 and encodes 107 amino acids.